Erinaceus europaeus (western European hedgehog) is the source of this 2361-nucleotide messenger RNA. Its product is annotated as forkhead box protein D4-like 1. The record is from RefSeq and is a predicted model, not a curated record. The transcript has 2 exons. Gene Ontology annotation, biological process: cell differentiation; anatomical structure morphogenesis; regulation of transcription by RNA polymerase II. Gene Ontology annotation, molecular function: DNA-binding transcription factor activity, RNA polymerase II-specific; RNA polymerase II cis-regulatory region sequence-specific DNA binding. The coding region runs from base 1 to 1518 and encodes 505 amino acids. Lineage: Eukaryota; Metazoa; Chordata; Mammalia; Eulipotyphla; Erinaceidae.
AUGGUUGCAUUGGACCGUUCAGAGGUCGGCGAAGAAAGUUUCCAGCGAGGGCAGAGCGCACAGGAACUCUCAGAAGCUUUAAGAAUCCACCAAAGCCCGUCUUUGCAGGACAGCUCUGGAAAAGCCAAGGGAACACGCCUCCAACCCGAGCACCCCUGCAGCCUGGCACUCCCGGAACCUAGGCUGCUGCGCCCGCUCCGAACCCCGGCUACUGGCGUGAACCUCCCCACUAUGCCCAGAGCCACUCCGCCGCGCAGCCUCCGGGCGUCAGACUGGGAAGACGCGGAGAUGGAUAUUCUGGGAGAGGAGGAGGAAGACACCGCCUCCGAGGAGGAGGGGGAGGAGGGAGACCUGCAGGCGAAGGGCAGCCCGCGGCUCCCAGCGCAGCCGCUACAGCCCAGGCCGCAGGGGGUGCUGCCCCGAGGGCGCACGGUGAGCAGCAGCGACCCGGGAGGCUCCCCGGAGCUCGGCGCCUGCUUGGGGGCGCCCGGGGCUGGGCUGACCAAGCCCCCAUACUCCUACAUCGCGCUUAUCACCAUGGCCAUCCUGCAGAGCCCGUGCCAGCGCCUGACGCUCAGCGCCAUCUGCGCCUUCAUCAGCGAGCGCUUCCCCUACUACCGCCGCCGCUUCCCAGCCUGGCAGAACAGCAUCCGCCACAACCUGUCGCUCAACGACUGCUUCGUCAAGAUCCCCCGCGAGCCGGGCCACCAGGGCAAGGGCAACUACUGGGGCCUGGACCCUGCCUCCCAGGACAUGUUCGACAACGGCAGCUUCCUUCGCCGCCGGAAGCGCUUCAAGCGCCGGCCCCCGCCCCCGGGAGCCCAGCCACAUCCCCUCUACCCCCUGCCCGCCGCGCCCCCAGCCCUGCACUGCCCCUGCCGUGGCCCCGGCCUGCUGCUCGGACCGCGGCCCGUCGGGGGCUCCAGCGCCUCGGCCGAGUCCGGGAGUCCCGGUUGCGCGCUGCUGCACCCGCACCCCCUGCGCUACCUGCUGCUCUCCGCCCUGCCCUGCGCUGGGGCGCCCACGAAGGCGCCCCUAGAGACCACUUUCGCCCUCCGGGAGCCGCAGCCAGAGCAUGACUUCCCGCUUUGGGAAGGGGGGCUGGGGCGCGCGUCGCGGCUGGGAGGCUGCUGCACCUCCUUCAGCAUCGACAGCAUCUUGCGGGGGGUCCGAGGAGUUGGCGGCGGGGGCCCCGGGAAGUGCGCGCCCCCGACGUCCUGGGGCCUUUGCCACCUGCUCCAGCGCCCCGCGUGCCUGCCGCCUCCCCAACCCGCUUCGCCCUGGAUCCGGGUUUCUGCCGCCCGGACUGUCUUGCAGUUGCAGCAGCAGCAGCAGCAGCAGCAGCAGCAGCAGCAGCAGCAGCAGCAGCACUGCAUCAGCGGCUGCGCGCCCGCCAAUAGGAUGCCGCUGGGCCUGCACCUGUCUGCAGCUGCUGAGCUGCUGGGCCGCCAGCCCAGAGCCGAAGGCUCUAGGUUGACUUCACUAGUCAGCAGAGAAGGGACCUCUCAGGCCUUUUGAUAAGCUUCCGCACCUUGCCCUGGCGCCUAUCAAAGGCUGCACAUGGGUGGAGACUGGAGGGCAGCGCAGCCCGAUGUCCUGAGGUCCCCUCGCAGGUCCCAGAGCACCAGGGAGAGUUCAGCUGGAACCCGCUCAAGCGUGCUUCUGAAAAGCCACCGCUUUCAGUUCCUGGCAAAAUAUUUGCGAAGAUGUAGGGGAGUGCUGGCUGAAGUAAACUUUGGACAGUAUUAUAAAUCUCAUCUUGUCUUUUCCAGGCUCCAGGAAUUUUUCUGAUUUGCACAUUUUCCGAGGAACUGUAAAUGUGAGUGGGGCGUUUUGUUCUAGGAUUAAAGGAAACAACAAGACCAGAGAAAGAAAGAAAGAAAGAAAGAAAGAAAGAAGAGGAAAGACUAUAUUCUUGACCAUUAGAAAAAAAUAUAUAUAUGGAGAGAGAGAGAGAGAGAGAAAGAAGAGAGAGAAAGAAAGAAAAAAUGUGCAAUAUAAGGCAUGCCCCCUUCUUCAUCCUGUAGAAACUGCACUACUAUAAAGCAGAGUAUAGUGCUCAGGCAGAAAGACCAAUAUAUAACAUGUUCUCCCUUCUUCAUCCUGUAGAAAUGACAUUAUUCCCAAAUACAAAAUGUUACAUGUCUUGAUCAAUGUGUAAUCGGAGUAGAAUUUUAAUUUCACGUGAAGAAAUGUAAAAAUUAAAACUAGCUGUAUAGACUAAAUAAAAUAUUAAGUCACUAUAUUAUUCCUCACUUCCAAAAUGGGACAUCUUUUAAAACUUUGUUCUUUCUUCCCAAUUAAAUAGCUUAGUUGGGAAGAAGAGAUAUUUGAAACAACCCAUUUCAAGGUGGCUUAAGA